This is a messenger RNA of Larimichthys crocea (large yellow croaker), 1303 nucleotides long. RefSeq lists its product as uncharacterized. Gene Ontology annotation, molecular function: signaling receptor activity. The transcript has 5 exons. Gene Ontology annotation, biological process: adaptive immune response. Bases 129 to 779 code for a protein of 216 amino acids. The record is from RefSeq and is a predicted model, not a curated record. Gene Ontology annotation, cellular component: membrane. Lineage: Eukaryota; Metazoa; Chordata; Actinopteri; Sciaenidae.
UCAAACGCCUUAAAUAGGUCACGUGCCUUUUAGUUGUGUGGGUGAUGUAGGUGAAAACCAUGCGACAUAUGCACAUUUCCUACUCCAGAGUUAGAAUUCAAGUGAACCUUGUAUGACAGUCUGUCAGCAUGUCUGCUGCCUGGUUAAAGCUCAUAACCAUCCUUUGUCUCUUCUCCACAGCCCUGAGUGGCCCAGAGAGCGGAGGAGUAGUAUGGACAGAUGUUGGAGGAUCCGUCACUAUCCAGUGCAGAGAUACUGCAGAUAAAGAGUCCCUGAGUCUGGAGAAAGGUCUCAGCCAGGAAGAGAUUCUAAAUAAAGAUAGAGACUCAGAAAAAAUUACUAUCGCUAAAGGAUUCAGAGACAGGCUUCAGUUAGAUGGAGAAUUCCCCAAUCUGAACAUUUUCAUCAGAAACCUGACCACUGAUGAUAUGGGGCCGUACUGGUGCGUCUACAAAAAGUACGAUACUACAGCCAGUCAAAUAAAAACAGUGAAAGGCAAAGGGUCUGUGCUCCUGGUGGUGAGAGACCAGGAACGUAUGGCAGUGAUUGGAGAUGCUUCUGAAAAAACGAAGCAGUGCGACUCAUCCGAUAAGAAUCUGGUCCUGUUGUCUGUCGUGAUCUCUGCUGCAAUCCUGCUUGGCAUCAUCAUAGGCUUCCUCAUAUGGAUUGUCCUCAAGACCAAGGCUUUGCGUAGCACGCGCAGCACGCGCAGCACAGUGAAACCAAGAAACACCACAAAUGAUGUUUAUGAGGACAUGCGUGGAACGCUGAGACACUAAAGAUGUCGACCUGCAAGCCACUAACAUGAAACUCCAUCUCUGCACCACUGAAGUGCAAGUGAUGCAUAUGUAGCAGAGUAACAACUCAGCAUGUUCUCCGACACUGUCUCUCUGUCAUCUCUUCAGGACUUGACUGAAAGUAUGUCAGUGAAAAACAGGUAUGACAAUAAAGUCUAUUAAUUGCUUAAAGGUACAACAUGUUAUACAACCUGUGCUGCCAGUGAAUGGUUUGGUACAUUGUGUGAAAAUAAGCAGAUGCAGAAGAAAGAAGAAGCACAGAUGUCAGUUUGACUUCUCUUUCAGUGUAUUGUGCCCCAACAUGUGACCCUGAUGUAUAUUUUUUUAAUGUAAAUAUUACUUUCCUUAUUUCUUCUCCUUUUUGCAUUUUCGCAUAUGAAUUAUUGUAUUACUAAACAUAAAUCUGAAUGUCAUAAUAGAUAAAUACUGUGUAUUAUAACUGUAAUUUGCCAUCAAUAUGAAUAAAACAACAGAUCUGUGAGCUUAGCCAUGUCUGAAAUCAUUAA